UCGAUGGAGGGAAAGAUCUCCUAGGUGCUGCAGCAAAGAUGCUGAAUAGUCUGUAGAGCAUCUCAAAGGGCGAAUAAAAUAACAGCCAUGCCAUGCAAAACAGUACUUCUGAUUAUUGCCACUCUGCAUUGGCUCAUGACAUAUAAAUGCGGUGGUGGCAAUGUUGCCUUUGCAGACGCUUCAAUCAUCCCAGUGGGAGAUCCCAAUAUAGCAGUGGGAAAAAUAUCAUCCCAAUCCAGCACAUUUGAAGAAAAGGGGAUAUCCAGGAAGGCCAUAGAUGGGUCACUGGCAAACAGCUAUGUUAAUGGAGACUGCACUCUGACGAAUCAAGACUUUGAGCCCUGGUGGAUGGUAGAUUUGAUUUCAGCAUUUCAAGUAUCUGCGGUGGUGAUCACCAACCGAGGAGACUGUUGUGAGUCAAGGAUAAAAGGAGCUGAGAUCCUGAUUGGAGAUUUGCCACAGAACGGAGGCACAAUGAAUCCCAGGUGUGCUACCAUCACUAGCAUGGGGAGUGGGGAGACAAUGUCCUUCAACUGUGCAGGGAUGCAAGGACAGUAUGUGACCAUUACAAUCCCUGGGAGAAAUGAGUUCCUUUCCCUCUGUGAAGUUCAAGUGCUUGCACACCCAUGGCUUCACAUUGUUCACGAUGGAGGACGGAGUCCCGUCAGAGACAGUGAAACAGAUUUGGGACUGCAAGGCCGAGUUCUGAGUUUUCUCAAUCAAUCAAAGAGCGGUUUUGUUGUUAUUUCUCCAAUGCAGUCUUUGAGUCUGAUGGAGUUCACACUGUGUAUGCGGGUCGUAGUUGGGGAUUUGGGUGAACGCAAAGUGAUUCUCUUCUCCUAUCACUCUCAAUAUGAUGAGUUGAGGAUCUUCCGUGAAGCAAAAGGCCGCUUUGGCUUACACAUGGGGGGUCAGAGUGUGGUGUUUGUUCUCCCUGAUCUUAGCACUUUGGGGAGUCACAUAUGUGUGACCUGGGAAUCUGAGUUGGGCCUCACGGCCUUUUGGAUAGAUGGAAAAAGAAGCAUUCGGAAGGUGUACAAAGUGGGGCAUGUUCUUCAAUCAGGGGGCACGGCCAUGCUGGGCCAGGAUCAGGGGGUGAGAAGUAUGUCUGAACAGAAAGAGUGGCGUUUUGUGGGAGAAAUAACAGAUCUCUACAUGUGGGAUUAUGUACUCAAAUCUCAUGAUGUGCAAGAAGUGUUCCAGGUUGGUCAGUUUCCACGAGGAAACAUUUUUGAUUGGAAUACUUUAUCCUACAAAAUCACUGGAAGUGUGAAGGUAUUACCUAAGGACGGGCACUUGAGAUUUUCCUGGGCCUUAACUGCCAUUUUAGAUAUCAUUCAAAAAAGGCCAUUUCCACAAAGAACCAUGAGACAUUUUCUCUCUCUGAUUUUGGCCACCCUGACAGCAUUGUCUGCCUCCAAAGCCAACAAUGUGGCCCUUUCAGGAGAAGUCUACCAAUCCAGCACAUAUAAUCCCAUUGGAAUUGCUAGGAAUGCUAUUGAUGGUUCUUUGGAAGGUGAUUUUUCAAAUGGUUCCUGCACCCACACAAACAAUGAAAAUAACCCAUGGUGGGUAGUAGAUCUACUGGCAGAAUAUGAUGUAUUCUGGGUCAGUAUUACUAAUCGAAAAGAUUGUUGUUCACAUCGGAUAAUUGGAACUGAAAUCCGGGUUGGGAAUUCCAUAGAGAAUGGAGGCACCAGAAAUCCCAGAUGUGCUACAAUCAACUUUUUGGCCCCAGGGGAUACACAAAGAUUUGACUGUGAAGGUUUUCGAGGACAGUUUGUGACUGUUAACCAACCAAUGGGAGGAAUGCUCACACUUUGUGAAGUUCAGGUAUUUGGUCAGCAGAGGGAGGUACCCAUUGAAUUUGAAUCUGACGAAGGAGAACAUUUCCAGAUGUCUGUCCCGAAUGUGGCUCCUAAGGGGAAGGUGUUCCAAUCCAGCACCUAUAAUGCACUUGGAGACCCAGAGAAUGCUAUUGAUGGCUCUAUAACUGUUGACUAUAUGCGUGGACACUGCAGCCACACGGAGCUAGAAGUUCAACCAUGGUGGACAGUGGACUUGACAGCAAAGUUUCAAGUGUCCAGAGUUAGCAUCACAAAUCGAGGAGACUGCUGUGCAGAACGGUUAAAUGGGGCACAAAUUCUUAUUGGGAAUUCCCCAGAAAAGGGAGGGAUCACAAAUCCAAGGUGUGCUACAAUCAGAUCACUGGGACAAGGGAAAACAGCUGUAUUUGACUGUGGAGAAAUGCAAGGGCAGUAUGUAACUGUGACCAUCCCAGGUGUACGGAUGCUCACGCUGUGUGAAGUCCAAGUGUUUGGCACAAAGGUCAUAUCCUCUGAAGGCUUGGACACUGCUAAUGAGACAGAAGACAUGUCUGGAAGAAAAGAAGAAGCAGAAGUUAUUUCAGCAAUUGCAAAAUGGACGAAACCAAGAGAACUGCCAAACCUAUGGGAAGACCAUCAUAAUUCUUCUUUAGUUGUCCGCAAUGUGGCCAUUAAUGGACAGGCAUCCCAGUCCAGCUCUUACAAUUCCUUAUCAUCCCCUGCACAUGCCAUCGAUGGGUCUACAGCUUCCAAUUAUUUACUUGCGCAGUGUACCCACACAAGUAAAGAGAGCAAUCCAUGGUGGAUGGUGGACCUGAGGGCAAGAUUUCGAGUGCUCAGUAUUGUUGUCACUAACAGAGGAGAUUGCUGUGAGGAGCGGAUACGAGGUGCUGAAAUCCGAAUCGGAGAUUCAAAAGAUAGAGGAGGCACUGCAAAUCCCAGGUGUGCCAUAAUUACCUCACUGGGUUUGGGUGAAACUGGCAAAUAUGAGUGUGAUGAAAUGUCUGGACAAUAUGUGACUAUCACCAUUCCACAAAGAAACAGUUAUCUCUCCUUGUGUGAAGUACAAGUCUAUGGUCAGCGGAUAAUUCCCCCAGUCCGCAAUGUAGCCUAUGAUGGAAAGGCAUAUGAGUCCAGCUCCUUCAAUUCACUAUCAGUCCCUGAACAUGCUAUCGAUGGUUCUACAGCUGCAAAUUAUUUACGUGGGCAUUGCACCCACACAAAGCUAGAAGUUAAUCCAUGGUGGAUGGUGGACUUGAGGGCCAGAUUUCGAGUACUCAGUGUUGUUGUCACCAACAGAGGAGAUUGCUGUGAGGAGCGGUUAGACGGUGCUGUAAUCCUAAUUGGAGACUCGAAAGAUAGAGGAGGCAUUACAAAUCCCAGAUGUGCCACAAUUACCUCACUCCGUAUGGGUGAAACUCACAAAUUUGAGUGUAAUGAAAUGCCCGGACAAUAUGUGACUAUCACCAUCCCAGAUAGAAGCAAUUAUCUCUCUGUGUGUGAAGUACAAGUCUUUGGGGAGCGCAUCAUUCCCCCAGUACCCAAUGUGGCUCUUAAAGGGAAGGCCUUCCAGUCCAGCCUCUACCACAAACUAGGUUUGGCAGAACAUGCCAUCGAUGGAUCUACUGCAGUUGAUUAUUAUCGCCAGUCCUGCACUCACACAGAACUUGAAAUGAAUCCUUGGUGGAUGGUGGAUCUGGAGGCAGAAUUUAGUGUGGCAAGUGUUAGUAUCAGUAAUCGGGAAGACUGCUGUGCAGAUCGAUUAAAUGGAGCUCAAAUCCUGAUUGGAAACUCAGUGGAGAAUGGAGGUUUGAAGAAUCCCAGGUGCGCGGUGAUCACUGCAAUUGGUGCUGGAGAAACUGAAAAUUUUGAUUGCAAAGGAAUGAAGGGGCGAUAUGUUACAGUGACUAUCCCCAGUGUUCAGUAUCUCACUCUGUGUGAAGUUCAAGUGUUUGGCGUCAGGGUUGAUUCCUCUGAAACCUAAGAUGUCUUAGAGUCUUCUAAGACUCAGAAGAAGGAAGCAUCAAAUCCAAAUCACUUUGGCAAGGUUUUUGUUUUCUCAGCAAAACAAAAAUACGUAACCUAUGUUGUAUUCCACUCCUGUAUCACACAAUGGUCCUCUCCUGUUAAACAGCCAUUUUCAAAAAUACUCUGUGAUUGGGACUCUUCCCUAUCACACCUUGAGAAUCUUUCCAACAUUCCAACACACAUAUCCUCCUGAAAUAUAAAUGAAAACAAUUUUACCUUUAAAAAUACCCCUUUCCUCCCCUGGGCGGCAGACAGGUUCCUGAUCAGAAUAGAUUAUAAUUUCCUGAAUGUAACUGGCAGAGAAAAGUGAUCAAUAGCUACUGAUCUAUUUGAUCUCUCCCUUGACUUCAUGUAGCAGCAAUUACUUAGCAUGUCUGAAGGAGGAAAGAGCAAGUAAGGGGGAGGGGGUUAAUGAAAUAAAUGCUUUCUUGAAACUGUAAA
Molecule: messenger RNA, 4295 nt
Organism: Anolis carolinensis (green anole)
Lineage: Eukaryota; Metazoa; Chordata; Lepidosauria; Squamata; Anolidae
Exons: 22
Coding region: 88-3810 (1240 amino acids)
Source: RefSeq, a predicted model, not a curated record